AUGCCGAUCCUCCGACCGAAAACCAUCCUCCCGCUGGUGGCCCUCUUCUCCAUUGGGUUUUUCUUCUAUUGCGUCGAGCGGUUUGACCGCAACGCCUUCCUCCAGUACAAGCAACCUCCCCCUGCCGAAGGGAUACGAUCGAACCAGCCUCAAAUCCAGCUGCAGCCGUCGGCGCCUGCAUCCUCCAAGGCUUGCGAUGUCCACCCGUCCGAAUUCGCCUUGCCUCCGUUGCCUUUCUCUGAGUGGCUCCCUCGCAAGAACUACACCCGCACCUACAUUCGCCCUCGCCAUGUGAACCCCAAGACUGAGUUUAACACGCUGGAAGAUAUCGAGGCCCCGGUCCUCCCGCCCAUGACCGUGAUGGAGCGCGGCAUGGUCGUUUCGCGUGAGAACGCCGGAUCGGAUCUGCCCUGCCCGCCCGUCGUCGAUGUCGACGUGGCCGCCGAUCAUGAUGUGGAAGAGACCGACAAACUCCUGUUUGGCUUGGCCACGACGGCUGACCGCCUGGACCGCCUCCUCCCGUCGCUCCUCUACUCGUACGGGAACACCAAGGCGACCAUUCUCGUCCUUCUGCCCGAAUCCGAUGACGAUAUCCCCAAGCAGCAGACCUACUUCCGCAAUCGUGGUCUGGAUAUCAUUCUGAUUCAGUCUCCCCUCGACUUCACCGCUCGUUAUUUCGGACUGGUGGAGGCAUUUGCCAACCACAUCCGCACCCAGCGUCCCCAGACGACCUGGGUGGGCUUCAUUGAUGACGACACCUUCUUCCUCUCUCUGCCCACGAUCGCGGAGGAGCUGAAGCUCUUCGAUGCGACCAAGAAGCAUUACAUCGGAGCCCUCUCGGAGGCCAGCUGGCAGGUUGACACGUUCGGCCACAUCGCUUUCGGCGGUGCCGGUGUCUUCGUCUCGAAACCUCUGCUGGACGUUCUGGAGCAGUAUUACGACGAAUGCCAGUCGUGGGGCGACCAGCCUGGUGACCAGAAGCUCGGCCAGUGUAUCCAGCGGUACGGUGAAACUCAGCUGACCCUCUGGCCCUCGCUGUACCAGAUGGAUAUGAAGGGUGACGUCGACGGAAUCUACGAGUCCGGCAAGAAGAUCGAGUCGGUUCACCACUGGAACAGCUGGUACAGCAAGGAUGUCGUGAAGAUGACCACUGUCGCGGCUGCUGCCGGUCGCCGGUCCGUUCUCCGUCGCUGGGUUUUCGACCAGGAGGAACACGUGAACAGUGCCGGCCAGACGGUCCGCUCGUUCUGGAUCAUGACCAACGGACAAUCACUGAUCAAAUACACCUAUGACGAGGGCAUUCCCGACGAUAUCAUCAACUUCGACGACGUCGAGAAGACGUGGGAAGAGGAUCCCCGGGGAUACGAGAACCGCCUGGGAGGUAUGCGUCCCGUGGACCAAGAAGGGGUCACCAAAGACCGGUGGCACCUGCGGGAGGCCUACGUCGUGGGCGAUAACGUGCACCAGUGGUAUGUGCGGGAAGAAGAUGAGGGCCACAGUGUCAUUGAGGUCGUGUGGCUUGGCCCUCAAGGUGGUGGCGGGGCCGGUGUGAAGGACUAUGUUAGGAAUUGA
This is a messenger RNA of Aspergillus campestris IBT 28561, 1572 nucleotides long. RefSeq names its product glycosyltransferase family 31 protein (gene gfsA). Bases 1 to 1572 code for a protein of 523 amino acids. Gene Ontology annotation, molecular function: acetylglucosaminyltransferase activity. NCBI's taxonomy places the organism in Eukaryota, Fungi, Ascomycota, Eurotiomycetes, Eurotiales, Aspergillaceae. The transcript has a single exon. The record is from RefSeq and is a predicted model, not a curated record.